Molecule: messenger RNA, 240 nt
Organism: Acaulospora morrowiae
Lineage: Eukaryota; Fungi; Glomeromycota; Glomeromycetes; Diversisporales; Acaulosporaceae
Source: the annotation of a GenBank genome assembly
AUGUUCUUAAACGAGUCUGAUCAUGCAGCAAUCUGUCGAAAGAAACAUGAUGAAUCAAGUAUUACCCAGGCAGAGCUGAUCAAAUGGCAUUUUACUGAAAUUUUAGCUGAAGAUAUGAUAAUCGAUGCUAAGCAGCAACGCAAAUUAAUUGGAGAAACACUUAAGAUCAAGGCUGCCAAAAUUGUAUCACAUCUAUACCCAGAUAAAACAACCUUAACAUUUUCAAUAGAAUGGCUUUAA